Molecule: messenger RNA, 2542 nt
Organism: Oenanthe melanoleuca
Lineage: Eukaryota; Metazoa; Chordata; Aves; Passeriformes; Muscicapidae
Gene: PTGES
Product: prostaglandin E synthase
Exons: 4
Coding region: 283-723 (146 amino acids)
Biological process (GO): prostaglandin biosynthetic process
Cellular component (GO): membrane
Molecular function (GO): prostaglandin-E synthase activity
Source: RefSeq, a predicted model, not a curated record
CCCUCCGCAGGUGGAUGUGUAGGAGAGGGCUGGCUGUCUCUGCCAUGGGAGUGAGUGCUCAGCCAGCACUGGGCGGGACGGGAAGCGCGGCCACGGAGGAGUGGGCUGCAGCACAGGGCUGGAAGCGGCUGGGGCAGGCGCUUACCUUCCUCCCGGCUCCUCCUGCGGCGGCUGAGGAGCUGCGGUGCGCGGCUGUUCCUGCCUCCCUCCUGCGGGCUCCCACAGCCCGAGAUCUCCCCUGGCUUUGGGUGCUCAAGCAACUGAGGAGCACGUUCUGCCAAAAUGAUGGAAAAUAAAGUAUUCCUGUCAUUCACGUUCUACAGCACAAUUUUGAUUUUGAAAAUGUAUGUCGUUGCCAUCAUUACGGGGCAAGUGAGACUCAGAAAGAAGGCGUUUGCAAACCCAGAGGACGCCCUGCGCAAUGGGGGGCUGCAGUUCUGCCGCGAGGACCCUGACGUGGAGCGCUGCCUCAGGGCCCACCGCAAUGACAUGGAGAACAUCUUUCCCUUCCUCUUCCUCGGAGCCAUCUACUCCCUGCUGGAUCCCAGCCCCACCGUGGCCAGGAUCCACUUCCUCAUCUUCUGCGUGGGACGGAUCAUCCACACCAUCGCCUACCUGCUGCGCCUGAGGGCGCCCACUCGCUCCCUGGCCUACAGCGUGGCCCAGCUGCCCUGCUUCUCCAUGGCCCUGCAGAUCCUCCUGGCCACCACCCCGUACUGGUAACAGCCAGAGAGACUGACCACCCAAACCCCCUCACCCUGACUCUGCUGGUCCCCCUGCGAGUGGGAGUGUGUGUAUGUGAGUGUGUGUGUGAGAUGUCACCAGGGAGGUCACCUGCACCCUGAGGAUGUUCUGUGCAGCCUUGAUGAAAUUCCACUGCCAUCAGAAUUUGUCAGAGAAGUCACCAGAGAGAAGGGACAUGCAGGAAGGGGAUGUGGAGGCAGGUUUCUCUCUCUCCUGCUGAGCGUGAGGAGUGGAAAGCACAUGGACUAUCCCUCGAGGAAAGGGUUAUUGAAGGAAAGGUUUUUGGAACUCUGAUGGGGAAGGUGUGGCUUUCCCUGCUCAUGAAUAUCCCAUGAAUCAGGCAGGGAAAAUCAUGAAGGUCCCACAAAGUCUCUUAGUCAGCAGAUGUGGUUGUAGCAGAGGUUAUAAAGCAGCCACCUUCUCCUGCCCAGCCAUGUGCAUCUGUGAGAAUAUGGGUCCCUUAGGACUUAGUCCCUUAGGUUCCCUCUCCUCCAAGGAGGACAGGAGGCAGGUACCUUCCAGGCAGCAUAACAGGGAGGUCAAAAUCUCAGGGGUGAUGUUGCAAAGCCAUUGAGGAGUUCAGUGCUCCCAGUGCCACCUCGUCUCACACCACAGGACACAGCUCCCUGCCAGGAGCCUCACUGCAGGCAGGACCCUGCUAGAUCCUGGCAGCUCCCAGCCAGCAGCAGCUGUGGCUUUUCCAUCUCAGCCUCACCACAGCAAGAUGCAGAGCAACAUGCCUGGAGAAGCCAGCAGGAAUCCUCUACCCUGGACACAGAGCCUGGAUACAUUUGCUGGACACAGUUCUGGGACUUCUGGAAAAUCUAAAAUGCUGGCACAAAACAGGGGGUUUGCAGACACAGUUUUCUCCCAAAGGGCAGUCUAGUCCACAUGCCACUAAUACCUGAAAAUGCCCCCAGGGCAUCAGACUAAGUUUCUCCCCCUCUGUAGCCUUUCUCUGGCUGCUGUUGUUAUUUGGGAAAUGUGCUGUGAUCGCCUUGGGGGUGUUUUCUUUCAGAUGUUUCUGCUGUCCACUGCUGCCAUGCCAUUCACAGCCUGGACCAGCUGGUGUUUGCAGAAAGCUCUGGAAAUGAGCAGAGGGGCUUUGAAGGGACUAUUGCUGUUCUGCAGUGUCUCCCAAAAGUGUAUUUUUGGAGAGGAGAGGCCAGGACCAGGGUAUUGCAUGGUGACAAAGGAGCUGCUCUGCCACACAGUGUCCCCAGGUGCCAGGGGCUGCUCCCAGCAGCAUCCCUCUGGAGGAGAAGGCAGGAGGAAACCUCUGCUUUUCAGUGCCUCCUCCCUCCUCUGAGGGCAACACAGAAUUUGAGUAACAUCACAGGGGCAACCCAGAAUGAGUAGAAAAUAAAUUCCCUUUCCACCUGUCCUGUGCACUGAGGCUGUUCCCUUGACUCUGUUCUCCUCAGAGAUGCUCUUGCUGAGACCUCACUGGGGACACACCUGCUCAGGCUGAUGUUCAGCUUUUGCUCAGCUCUGGUAGAAGUUUCUGUACCAGCAACUCUAUCCCAGUGCAGUUAUGGCCUUAGGCUGAGCUGUGUGAUGAAGUUUGGAGUGGAAUUCUUUGCUCUCCCACUUCAAGGAAGGUGGGCAGGAUUGCAGGUUCAGCAGUUCACUCUUGGCCACUUCUUCCCACAGAUGCCUGGGUAACACAGACCCCUCUUCACAAGUCUUUUCUGCCUCACAUGGUGCACAGGUCUUGAACUCCUGUAUGUUUCUCUGCUGCUGCACAUGCAUCCUGGUGGCAGGAAGCAAAUAUUCCCAAUAAAAACAAAUCAUUGUA